AUGGAAGGUAGACAGGUGUGCAGUGAAUGGAUGAUAAAUAAUAAUAAUAAUGAUGAUGAGGGAACUGGGUCACCAAUAAUGGGUAACUACAUGAAAGACAGACGCGUGGCGGACAGGAAUGGAGGUAUUAGAGAAAAAGACAAGGGUAAAUGGGUGGAUGAGUUUUUGAAUGAAGUGAAUGUUGAGGGAAUUGAAGAACGCCAAAAUGGAAUGGAUGGACGUAGUGUGUGCUUUCUUAAGCAUUCAGAUAGUUGUUAUCCUCCACAUGGGUGUAAAUGCACGGAGCAAUUGAGAUCACUUUUUUUCCCUGAACGUAACUUUAUUAGUACGAUAAAAUGUUUUGUUCGAAAUAUUGAGAGGCAUCGGCUGUUUUUUAAAUUCUCGGUUUUGGCAAAGUGGCAUUUCGUGGCUUGGCUAAUUCAACUUCGCCAUUUAGCAAAAGGGAAUUUGAAAAUAAUUGAACCACUUCCUAAGUCACCUGCAUACUUCUUGAGGUGUCUCUUUGAUGGGCCACUUACCUAUUCAAAUUUUCGUCUAAGUCACGCUGCAGUCUUCCCACUACUGUACAUUUACGGUUUUGCAUUAAAGCUGCCAGUGCUCCAAGAUCUGGAAAUCAAAUCAUAUGCACUUUGUCAAAAUAGUGCAUGCUUCUUGAAUUUGAGAAUGGCAUAUCAAAAUGAUAUAUCUCAAUAA
Messenger RNA from Echinococcus granulosus, 693 nucleotides. RefSeq lists its product as hypothetical. The transcript has 5 exons. Bases 1 to 693 code for a protein of 230 amino acids. The record is from RefSeq and is a predicted model, not a curated record. Lineage: Eukaryota; Metazoa; Platyhelminthes; Cestoda; Cyclophyllidea; Taeniidae.